CUCCACCUGCACUCCUACUUGAGACCGGACCGUCACCGGCGUCCGGCGGCCCGCAGCAAGCAGGAGCAGCGUCCACCGGAGCAAGCGUGCACGCAACAGACGACGCGCCAGCCGCCAAACGGCAGCAGGUCCGGACGUCCGGUCACCUUCCGCGCUCUGCGCUCGCACCCUGACCCACCAACCACCCAUGGCGUCCGCGCCUUCCGCCCCCGCCUCCGCCGCCGUCAAGGCCGCGGUCGUCCCCAUCCCACCGGUCCACCCGCCAUCCUCCGUGGCAGUACUGGCGCGGCGCGCGCCGACGCCGGUGCCGGCCGCCCUGCGCGCCCUGGGCCUGGGCGGCAACGCGCGGCAUGGCGCGGCGCUGGUGGCGUCCGCCGCGCUGGAUGACCUGCGCCCGGCCAUCGACGAGUACCCCGAGGGCAUCCUGUCCGGGGAGUGGCCCGGCAACUUCUCCCUCCUCAGCUACGCCGACCUCCGCGCCUACCUCGAGUCCCGGAUCGUCACCUCCGACCAGAUGAGCCCGGCGGCAAAGCUCGGGGACGUGAUGUCGCGCCCCGUGCAGGUGGCCACGCCGGGGCAGCGCCUCGCGGAGGUCGAUGCCAUCUUCGCCGCGGAGCAGUUCUCGGGCCUGCCUGUGGUCGACGAGGACGGCAGGUGCGUUGGGGUGAUCUCCAAGAAGGACAAGGCCAAGGCGCCCAAUGGGAUGCAGAUGGAGUCAACUGUAGUUGAAGUCAUGUCAUCUCCUGCGAUAACCCUGACGCCCGAGAAGACAGUCUUGGAGGCUGCAGCACUAAUGCUUAAGGAGAAGGUUCACAGGAUACCGGUUGUGAAUGAACAGCAACAAGUGAUCGGAAUUGUGACUCGCUCGGACGUAUUCCAGGCACUUGAGGCCAACAACAACAAAGCAUGAGAGUGAGGUCCCCUCCCCUGUUAGGCUUGUUCUCGCCAGAUGUUGCCCGUUGUAAAUAUCAGUUGAACUAGUCGGUACCCCGUGUUGCCCUAGGUGCAAGCGAGAAUAACGGUGGGCAUGUCUACUCUGCUGUGUGUAUCAUAGUUUGUGUGAGUGUCUGUAAUUCAAAAAAAAAAAACUAAAGUUGCAUGUCAUCCCAUAUAUAUGGCACUUUCUCUGUCCUACAAAUAAUUAUAUUUCUUUGACUUCUAUCA
Molecule: messenger RNA, 1164 nt
Organism: Sorghum bicolor (sorghum)
Lineage: Eukaryota; Viridiplantae; Streptophyta; Magnoliopsida; Poales; Poaceae
Product: CBS domain-containing protein CBSX1, chloroplastic-like
Exons: 5
Coding region: 188-910 (240 amino acids)
Source: RefSeq, a predicted model, not a curated record